This is a messenger RNA of Dreissena polymorpha, 1394 nucleotides long. RefSeq lists its product as uncharacterized. The coding region runs from base 72 to 974 and encodes 300 amino acids. The record is from RefSeq and is a predicted model, not a curated record. The transcript has 4 exons. NCBI's taxonomy places the organism in Eukaryota, Metazoa, Mollusca, Bivalvia, Myida, Dreissenidae.
AUUCAGGUAUACCAUAACAAAAUCGCAUUUCAAAAAGGACCUGUUGGCGUGAAUGUAUUGAUACAUAUAAAAUGAGAAUUUAUAAACGAUUAUUUAUGUUUUGGAUCUGCAUUUAUACAUGCCUGCUCACCGAAGGAGCAUCACAAACUCAUUUAAGAAGAACGUCAAGAACAACACAAAGGCCAACAACAACGGUCAAACCUGUGACAACACAUACAACACAAAACACCUCCCCAACAAGUACGAACGCCAUAUCGCUCAACACUACAACGUCACCGAAGCCUAAUCAAUCCACAACUUCUUUGUCGGCCAUUUACGGUCAAUCUACCGUUUCAAAACAACAGGCUAAUAAAGAUGGAGCUACGACUACGGCUGCAGCAGCAGGGGUCUCAGUUACAGUCGCAAUAGCUGUCUCUGCUGUUGUGUUUGUCCUAGUCCUCAGGAACAGCAGGAAAUUGUGUUUCGAACACACAAAGAGUCCAAAAUUGGAAAACAGAGACGCUAACCACCACAUAUCGUUAGCGAGGGUGAAAUCAAAACCAACCGCAUACUACCAAACCCCAGGACCUUCUGUGUCCAACCAAACGUACAUUGCUCUGCAAAACGCCAGAACUUGCACAAAUAACGCUGAUAAGUAUAAUCCCGUCGCAAACAUAGACGUUAGACAUCAAAAUAAGAAUAUCACACAGACAAACCACGACUCAGAGGCCCGUGCCUACUUUGUGUUUGAAAAUGACGGAUUUGAGCAGCAGAUAAGCGCUACCAAUGCCAUUCCAACAGAAGAACACGACUUUUUUGUUCUAGGAAAAAAGCAACCAAAUAUUGGCAACAGAAACGGUGUUUCAAAAAAGAAGUGCAUCCCUACUUUGUGCUGGAGAAAGAAGGUGAUCGGCCGUUUCAUGACAUGCCUCCACAAGAUGGAAAUGCUUACUUUGUAUCAGAGCAACAAACCAAUGGACACUCACCACCAAUAAGAACAGCACAUGCGCUUGAAUUGGAUUACGAUAAUGGAGAUAUGUAUCAAGAGAUAGAUUUGAAUGACAAUUCCGCGGGCAUUGAUGAUUCACGAGAAGAUAACAACGACUACGGUUACACUAACAAGGGAUUCAAUGACUCGCGAAAGGAAAACUCAGACAACAUUUACAACCAUAUUAAACCUGUUGGCGACGAGUAUGAUCAUGUGAGCCAAGGGCAACACAACGAUACGGCUAUGGGCAAUAAUUAUGACUUUACGUCUGGUGCCGUUAGAAAAUAGAUCUUUUCAUGCCAUUAUUCUUAUAUUUACUAAUCUUCUAAAUUAUUAAAGCUAACCGACAAACGCCUCUCUUCAUACCAUGUGUAUAAUAUAGUUCACACAUAAUAAUAUGUUAAAGGAUAUUAAACAUUAACUAACA